ACCUAUAGUGAUCUCAUGGAUCUUUCCCAUUUGCAAGAAAACGAUACACUCGUUAUUUCAACUUGUACUAUAAUUCUAGUCAUCUAUUGUCUAUCAUUCUUCUAUAAAGCCACUUCUAGUCCACCUGAAGCUAGUGGUGCAUGGCCUAUAAUAGGCCACUUCAAAGUUUUUAAUGGUCCGGAUCUUCCCCAUGUAACCUUGGCAUCCUUGGCUGACCGAUAUGGACACAUGUUCAUGAUCCGGCUAGGCAUACGUAAAGUCUUGGUGGUGAGUGAUUGGGAGAUAGCCAAGGACUUGUUUACCACCCAUGACGUGAAUGUUUCCGACCGACCGCAAUACAUCGCUACAAAAAUUUUGGGGUUUGAUGGUGCGUCUUUUUCUUUCACACCUUAUAGUCCAUAUUGGCGUGGAAUACGUAAAAUCAUCUCCCAGGAGUUGUUGUCUACUAGUCAGCUCGAGAAGCUUAAGCCAGUUCGACUAGGCGAACUAGAAAGGGCGAUUAAAAACAUGCAUGAUAUCUGGAGGGAGAAGAGAGAUGGGCAGGGGAAAGUGUUGGUCGAAAUGAAGAAAUGGUUUGGUGAACUAAAUAUGAAUACGAUGCUUAAAGUGGUCGCUGGAAAACGAUACACUGGAGGAGGAGUAGACGGUGAAGAUGAGGAGGAGAUGAAGAGAUGUCGUGAAGUGAUAAGGGUGUGGUUUCAAUACUUGGGUCAAUAUGUGGUGGCUGACGCUCUUCCUUUUCUAGGUUGGUUGGAUUUGGGUGGACAUGAAAAUACAAUGAAACGAAUUGCCAAGGAACUAGAUUUGAUGGUUGGGAAGUGGUUAGAAGAGCAUCGCCAUAAAAGAUCUUCAAGCAACGCUACAGAGGCAGAAGACUUCAUGGAUGUGAUGAUCCGUGUGGUAGAAGAUGAUGAUGUAGCGGGUUACAAUGCAGAUACCAUCAUUAAAGCCACGGUUGAGUCUCUUAUUGCAGGUGGCGCAGAUACAACCACUGUCAUGUUAACAUGGACUCUAUCGUUACUACUAAACAAUUAUCAUGCUCUUAAAAAAGCUCAAGUAGAAUUAGAUAGACAUGUAGGAAAAAAUAGACAAGUAAAUGAAUCAGAUAUAAAAAAAUUAGUAUACCUUCAAGCUGUAGUAAAAGAAAGUAUGCGACUAUACCCGGCCGCAUUCCUAGGAGGACCAAGAGCCUUUACAAAAGAUUGUACCGUAGCUGGAUACCAUGUACCAAAAGGCACGUGGCUAUUAAUCAACAUAUGGAAGCUCCACCGUGAUCCAAAGAUAUGGUCAAACCCAUGCGAGUUUAGACCAGAGAGGUUCCUAACCCCCGACCAGAAGUGUUUAGAUGCAAGGUUGAUAGAAUUUGAGUUUCUCCCCUUCGGAGCUGGAAGACGGUGUUGUCCUGGAAUUACCUUCGCAUAUCAAAUGUUACAUAUGGUUUUAGCCACUUUGCUACAAAACUUUCAUAUUUCAACUCAAAAUAGUGCACCAGUUGAUAUGAGUGCGAUUAACGGACUGACGGACGCAAAGGCGACUCCGCUUGAAGUCCUAGUUUCCCCACGCUAGCAUGCACAAAUCAACAAUAAAUGCACGAGUCUGUUCACAAAUAUUUCCACUUGUUUAUCAUAUUGAUUUGUUAUUGUUCUAAUACUACGUAUAGAUAUAAUUGUUUACUAUUGUAAAACUACUAUUACAUGUAA
This is a messenger RNA of Helianthus annuus (common sunflower), 1700 nucleotides long. RefSeq names its product cytochrome P450 CYP82D47. NCBI's taxonomy places the organism in Eukaryota, Viridiplantae, Streptophyta, Magnoliopsida, Asterales, Asteraceae. Bases 16 to 1566 code for a protein of 516 amino acids. Gene Ontology annotation, biological process: defense response to other organism. The transcript is spliced from 2 exons. The record is from RefSeq and is a predicted model, not a curated record. Gene Ontology annotation, molecular function: monooxygenase activity; heme binding; iron ion binding.